Molecule: messenger RNA, 168 nt
Organism: Suillus plorans
Lineage: Eukaryota; Fungi; Basidiomycota; Agaricomycetes; Boletales; Suillaceae
Exons: 1
Source: RefSeq, a predicted model, not a curated record
UUCCUAUCUGUCACGGUGCAUUACAUUGACUCCCCAGUGGGGAAACCUCAUGAGUGGAAGCUGAAGGUGGAGCAACUCGCAUUUACCACCAUUAAUGGUAAUCAUAGCGGCAGCAACAUUGGCCGAAUUUUAAUACAAACUAUCGAUGACUACGGCAUUCAUAACAAG